CACGGCGGCAGGAUAUAACAAGCACACUUCAGCAACAUGGCAUUCAUCUUCACAUGCGGAACACAUACGUUCGAAUCACUCUUAGCCGGCUACGAGAACAUCACAGUCCAAUGUCAGAAUUGCGGUAAUUGGAGCGGGAAAGUCGUCAAGCGAUGGGAAUGGUUUACAUUCUGUUUCGUCCCCCUCAUACCGUUCAGCCUCAAACCAUGGCACGCCGUCGGCUGCCACAUCUGCCACUUCAAGCAAGAUAUCAAGUACAGACCGGACGUACAACAGCAAAUGGACGGAGGAGGAGGAGCACCAGGUGCGCCGCCAAAGCAACAGGAGGGACAGAUACCGCUACAGAAUCAGCCGCCGCAGGGCUGGGGACAGCCAGGGCAGGGAGGAGCGCAGACACAGUAUCAACCACCGGCGGGACAGGUGCCGCAGUACAAGUAGGAGGGAAGAUAUGGGUAUGGGCGUCAGGUGUUGUUGG
Zymoseptoria tritici IPO323 is the source of this 475-nucleotide messenger RNA. RefSeq lists its product as uncharacterized. The transcript has 5 exons. The record is from RefSeq and is a predicted model, not a curated record. NCBI's taxonomy places the organism in Eukaryota, Fungi, Ascomycota, Dothideomycetes, Mycosphaerellales, Mycosphaerellaceae. The coding region runs from base 37 to 438 and encodes 133 amino acids.